Molecule: messenger RNA, 1502 nt
Organism: Pyrus x bretschneideri (Chinese white pear)
Lineage: Eukaryota; Viridiplantae; Streptophyta; Magnoliopsida; Rosales; Rosaceae
Exons: 2
Coding region: 193-894 (233 amino acids)
Source: RefSeq, a predicted model, not a curated record
AAUACAUAUCAACUGUAGAACAGAAACAAAUCCAGGCGACAAUAAACGAUUUAAUUCUUGUCCUGAACCUGAACAAGAAACACGUCCUAAUUCUUCGAUUCUAAUUGUUUUUUUCUGCAUAUAUUUUUUUUCUUCUGUGGUUGGAUUGAAGUUGGAAUUGAAACAAGUUAAAAGAAUCAGAUCAUAGGGGCUAUGAGGAUGAUGGAAUGGUCUGCAGCAUCUGCUACAAACGCUUAUUUUCAUACCCUAAAACUGUGCAAUGACUCUGGGAGACAAUGUGGCUCAUGGAAAACACAAGAGCCAGGCAGCAAUGAAUUUGUUUCAGCCUUGGCUGCCGGCAUGAAUGCCAAACUCAUAGUGGAGGUGACCUCAACUGUUUCGCCAUCUACAAUAGCCCUAGGAGCUGCUGCAAAACAGACAGGAGGAAAACUGGUUUGCAUUCUUUCCGAGCCAGUCCUUGAUGAAUCAAAGAAAGUAAUCAGAGACUCAGGCCUUAAAGACUCAGUCGAGUUCAAGACCGGUAACCCUUCUGAGCUGUUGUCGAAUUAUGAGAACAUUGAUUUCUCUCUGGUUGAUUGCAAGAAUGAUGAGUACACAAGGCUGCUGAAGUUGCUAGAUGUUAACCCUAGAAAAUCAGUGGUUGUGGCUAAUAACUUGGUUGGUGAAAGAAAAGGGUUGGAAGGGCAUUUGGGAGUGAAGGGAAAGAAGGUUCCUGUGAGGUCUACGAAGAAUUCCAUAGGGAAAGGAAUGGAGGUCACCAUGAUCGGGAAGAACACUGAGGUUGGCAAGGGAAAUUGGCGUGGAGGAAGUAAGAGGAGAAGUGGUAAGAGUAAAUGGGUUGUUAAGGUUGAUGAGCAGAGUGGUGAGGAGCAUAUCUUUAGGGUGCCUGGCUAAAUCACUUUUCAUGUUUUCUUUCGCUAUCAAACUUGCAAAGGGGAGAGAAAUGAUGAGGAUAUCUUUAUGGUGAUAAACGCUCUGUCUUCCUCGGCCAUCUUGAUCUGGUUAUAUGAAGAGAAAGCAUCCAUAAAGGACAGCAUCCCAUGUCCAGCGGUGAGUGGUGAUUGUGGAUGCCUCCCCUCCCCUCCAAUUGUUGCCUCAGUACUUUGAAUGCUGCAUGAAAUUUAUGGAAGAAUCUUAGCCAUCCCGGUUCUAUUUCAUGUUCUGAGACAAAUAAUAGAAGAUAUACAACCUUGUUACAAGGAUGCUGUCUGACUACGAAAAAUGCCACUAUUUUUUGUCAUUAUGUAGCAAAGAAAAGCCCAAAUGUCUAGUGAUUAAUUUGUUGACUGUACUUUUUGUAUGAAGUCUCUAAUUCUAUGUAUUGCUGAAAACCUCAUCAAUAAUUAUUGUACAUCAAGUCAACUUCUUUACCCGUUUUCACUUAUGGUGUAAUUUGUUGCUCUUAGAUUCGGUUUAGGGCAUGAGAUGCUUUUGAAUGCAAUUAUAAGCCCUUCAUUAUGGUAUCUUUAUGGUAUCUUGUAAUACACAAGAAGUCGACUUCA